Molecule: messenger RNA, 2580 nt
Organism: Clarias gariepinus (North African catfish)
Lineage: Eukaryota; Metazoa; Chordata; Actinopteri; Siluriformes; Clariidae
Gene: fancg
Product: FA complementation group G
Exons: 14
Coding region: 106-1971 (621 amino acids)
Biological process (GO): interstrand cross-link repair
Cellular component (GO): Fanconi anaemia nuclear complex
Molecular function (GO): protein binding
Source: RefSeq, a predicted model, not a curated record
CCCGCGUCCAACAGUGGAGGGAAAGUUAAAAACCUGAAGUUAAAAUUAUGAUUGCGCAUUUUAACAUGACAGUCUAUGGUUGAGUGAUGUCCGUGCUGCUAAGGUAUGCCUUCGAAUCUGGUUGACAGAUGGACCGAGGAGAAUAACAAAGUCGCCAAAAAGUGGAAGGAAUAUGAAACACACCAGCAUCCUAUUCAGGACAUCAGGAAGCACUGCUAUACAGAGUAUCUGAAACUACAGCAAAAAGUCCAAGGUGUGCCAGCCCAAACAGGACAUCUUAAGCUUGAGAUCGCUGUUACAUAUAACACUUUGCUGUUUGCGCUGACUUAUGGCACACCUAGCGAGACAAAGGACUGCAUCACCAAUAUCCUAAUAAGGGUAUUGGAUGCUGUACAUAAGCAGGUGCCCGGUCAUGACUUAGUUACAUUAUGGCAUGUUGUGCUGAAGACUUUCUGUGGAACUGUGUAUGAGCCAUGGGUCCACAAACUCCUGCUGAUUCAGUGGGCAGUCUGGCUCUCAGAACAGCACUAUGAAGAAAUCCUGCAUUUGCUUCAACAGGUUACUCACAAAGAACAGAGCACAGCAUCAGGGGAUCUGCUUGCAGAAACCCGAAACCUUACCAUCUCUACAGAAGAAGACACCUCUCUGCAUGUUGCUUUAGCAACCAAGGACCUCAAGGAGCUUUUACAUGUGUGCACUUUUAUUUCUCAUGGAGUGGAGCAGAUAAAGGGAGAGAAAUAUAUCGAUGCUCUCGUAGCUUUGCAGGAAGCCAGCACUCAGCCCUCACCCAGAGCUCUCUUGGCUCAUGUUCACAUGCUCACAGGCUUUUGUUACUCCAAGCUGCAAAAGCCCCAGAGUGCGCUUCAGUGUUACAGAAAAGCCUUGGAAGUGGACUUUAACUGCCACAGGGCUCUUUAUGAGAGCUCACUAGUAUACAGACAGCUGGGUAACACCAAUGCUGAAAUAGAGGCUUUGCAUCUUCUGCACUCUGCAAUAAUGUUGCAUGCAGAGAGUGAUCCAUCAAAUCCAUCAACAAAUUUAAUAACUCCUGAUAUGCUGCUUGGUAGUGAACAAAUCAGCUUCACCUACCAAAUUCCUUCUUCUCAUCAUAUAUUACACACUCUGGGGAAUAAUUGUGUGCUCAAUAACAGGACUUCAGAAGGCGCUGAAUACUAUCUCGACCUUUUGGCUUGUUUACAGUCAGAUUCAAAACAAAUGCCUAUGGACGAUAGCUUGUCAUUACCAAGAAUUCCAGUGAUUUACCUUGAAGCAGCCUUUGCCCUGUUAAAAGCCAAACGGCCUUGGGACACUCUUGCCAUUUGUGAUGAGGUCCUUGCUAAAACUGUUGACCUCAUCCCAGAGAGAUUGUUGAUUACGCCCUGCGGGACAGUUUCAAGAGAACUCGUACCUUUCACGCUAGAAGCUGAUGCUCCAGAGGAGAAGAUGGAGUGUGUGCUCUGGUCUGGAGCUGCAUACUUAAUCCAAGGGCAGGUGCAUUUCCAGCUCAAAGACACAAAAGAGGCGUUGACCAGUUUUACUAGAGCUAUCAGUCAAAUAGUGAAAGUAUGUGUUAAGCAGAAAAUAAAAGAUCAAGAAGUCGAGAGAGAACCUGCUGAUCACACAGUGAUGGUCCUUGAAGCUUUGAAAGGAAAAGCACUUAAAUUAAGAGCUGUAUGUUUCGUAGAGAGAGGUCAGUUAAAGGAGGCUUUAAGGGACUUCCAGCUCAGUCUUCAGGCCACUCCAGGGUGCAGGAACACUGAAAUGUGGCUGGUGGAGAUAAUGUGGAGGCUGGACCGCAAACAGGAGGCAGCAGCCAUGUGGACGCAAAUCAUAAAUUCCACACAAUCAUCAAUACCAACAGAAUUGCCCUUAUAUCUACAAACAUGGCAUGAGGAUCCUACGUCUUUUGACACAAGCAGCCUGAAGAGGAAAAUGGAGGAAUUUAUACAGAAUGGUUUAGUAACAGCGUAGUAAUAUAUUGCGUUAUUAUAUACCGUCAUUCACCUAAAGUACUUAAUGACUCUUUCUUGAUGAUCACUCACCCUGGUCAUUCAGUGCAAGACAUCACAGGCACGCCAAAGCCAUUUACCAGCAAUGGUCCUGGUUGAUGGCAGGAAUCUGGAGAACAUCAACUCCUCCAACAAUAACUGAAGAAUGAAAACUGUGUGUGUAUGGAAAGAAUGAGAAAAAGCACACCCUGAUUCAGUAGCUCAGGAUCAGAAACGCUGGAUUCAGGCACUACUAGGCCUUAGCCCUACGUGCUGCACCUCCUACUGCCCAUCUUUUUCUCAACAAGUACAAUUGUAUACAAUGUACUGUAUACUGUACCUAGGGAAUAAACAUUUUAUGACAAAUUCAAGUUAUAUGAAAUGAUUUUCAAAACUGCAAUAAUUUUGAACUUCAUGCUUUGGGGUUAGAAAAAUGCCAUGCUGUAUCACCUUUGGCAGUAAUGUGUCAAAAAAUGAAAAUGUAGACUCUGUACAUGACUUAAUCCAUGUUUAAAAAUGAUUUACUAUUUAUUGCAUUGUAUACACAGUGAGCCUUUAUUAUUAAAUAACUUGAUUAGUUUGGUAAAAUGUA